This is a messenger RNA of Fusarium tjaetaba, 1683 nucleotides long. RefSeq names its product quinate permease. NCBI's taxonomy places the organism in Eukaryota, Fungi, Ascomycota, Sordariomycetes, Hypocreales, Nectriaceae. The record is from RefSeq and is a predicted model, not a curated record. Gene Ontology annotation, cellular component: membrane. The transcript has 9 exons. The coding region runs from base 1 to 1683 and encodes 560 amino acids. Gene Ontology annotation, biological process: transmembrane transport; carbohydrate transport. Gene Ontology annotation, molecular function: carbohydrate:proton symporter activity.
AUGGGUGUCGCACCAACUACAAUCGGCACUUACGAUGCCGCCCUCCAGAGGCGCCAGGCGCUUAUGGGUGCCAGUGGCGCGCGAGCCCUCGUCAAGAACUGGAAGGUCGCCCGAAUUGCCGCGUUUGCCUGUAUCGGAGGUAUCCUCUACGGUUACAACCAGGGAAUGUUUUCGGGCAUUCUGACAAUGCCUUCUUUCGAGAGCCACAUGGGAGAUUACAUCAAGAAUCAGACCAAGAAGGGUUGGCUGACAUCGAUUCUCGAACUUGGUGCAUGGCUCGGAACUGUCAUGUCUGGUGCCAUCGCUGAAUUGUGCUCUCGUAAAUACGGUAUCUUGAUCGCUACUUGCGUCUUUAUCAUUGGUGUCGUCAUUCAGUCCACUGCCAUUCAGGCUGGACACAAUGUCAUUCUAGCCGGGCGAUUCAUCACUGGUAUGGGAGUUGGUAGCUUGUCAACCAUUGUCCCGCUUUACAACUCCGAAUGCGCUCCACCUGAGGUUCGAGGUGCCCUGGUCGCCCUGCAACAGCUUGCCAUUACUUUUGGUAUCAUGAUUAGUUUCUGGAUCGACUACGGCUGCCAUUUCAUCGGUGGAACUGGCGAGGGGCAAAAAGACGCAGCUUGGCAAAUCCCCAUCUGCCUCCAACUCGCUCCGGCUCUUAUCCUGCUCGUCGGCAUGGCAUGGAUGCCAUUCUCGCCCCGAUGGCUCAUCCACCAUGGACGAGAAGAGGAAGCCAGAGAGGUCCUGGCCAACCUUCGAGAUCUCCCUACCGACCACGAACUGAUCGAGCUGGAAUUCCUCGAGAUCAAGGCUCAAUCACUUUUCGAGAAGCGAAGCUUGGCUGAGAGAUUCCCCCAUCUCCAAGCGGAGUCAGCGAUGAACACUGUCAAACUCCAAUUUGUUGCUAUCGGCGCUCUCUUCAAGUCCAAGGCCAUGUUCAAGCGUGUCAUUGUCGCUACUGUGACCAUGUUCUUCCAGCAGUGGACCGGCAUCAACGCUGUCCUGUACUACGCCCCCCAGAUCUUUGGACAACUUGGUCUCAGCAGCAACACCACCAGUCUCUUGGCCACUGGUGUCGUCGGUAUCGUCAUGUUUAUCGCUACGGUCCCUGCAGUCUUGUGGAUCGAUCGACUCGGCCGUAAGCCUGUCUUGACUGUCGGCGCCAUUGGUAUGGGUGCAUGCCAUCUCAUCAUCGCCGUCAUUCUUGCCAAGAACAUCGACCAGUUCGAGACUCACAAGGCCGCUGGCUGGGCUGCUAUCUGCAUGGUUUGGCUGUUUGUCGUCCACUUUGGAUACUCCUGGGGACCCUGUGCCUGGAUCAUUGUCGCCGAGGUUUGGCCUCUCAGCACACGACCUUAUGGUACUUCGCUUGGUGCCUCCAGUAACUGGAUGAACAACUUUAUUGUCGGACAAGUUACACCAGACAUGCUGGAAAACAUUACAUACGGAACCUAUAUCUUGUUUGGGUUGCUCACAUGGAUUGGUGCAGCCUUCAUCUGGUUUAUCGUUCCCGAGACCAAGCGACUGUCACUCGAAGAGAUGGACAUCAUCUUUGGAUCUGAGGGAACUGCCCUUGCUGAUAACGAGCGCAUGGCUGAGAUCAACCGUGAGAUCGGCCUUGAGAGCAUCAUCUACCGUGAUCAGUCUACUCAUCACGCAGAGGUCCCGGAGAAGGAGAUGCUGUGA